AUGACUUGGCCUUCCCGUGACAUGUGCGGGGUUCAGGGGCUGAGCCAGACCCGCCAACCUAGAAACAACUCCACCGUCCAGCCUCAGAUCUUCAAGCUCCAGGCUUUCUUCCAGUUGACCUUUAUAAACACUUCCCCUACAAUGGAAAGUGGCACUGGAUCAGAGGUAUCUGAUAAACUCCGUGAACUAGCGGCUGCCAUACAAUCUGCUGGUGACGAUAAACUCGCCAAAACACUACGCAAAAUCUCCAACUCGCGCGGCCUAAUCACAUCAUUCCGUGCAAACACUCUAAGCACUGACCCAGACUUGGAUCCUGAAAAAUGGUUCAAAAACUGGGAAUCGGAUUCAGGCGACAAGUUAUCCGACAAGCAAGUGAUACGGCUUGCAGCGCUCACAAAAAGUUGGAGCCAUCAGACCGGAAAGGACAUUGAAACAUUAAAACAUUGGAUUUCGAACCAACUGGCCCCUCUCCUUCUGCGCCCACGUCACAUUCCUAUACCACUCCCACUUUGAAACCAAGUCUGACUGACUCUCAUCCGCCACUGUUUCUUCAGUUUGGUCUAAUUGACGCAGUUCAUUUUCCACAUCCUUUCCCUAUAUUGACACCGGAAACACAGUCUCUAUAAAAUAAACUUAGUCACCAUGUUCCACAACCCCAUCUCAGGUGUCAAAAAACCCCAAUCAACGUAGAUAUGUGGACGGUCGACUUUCCACGUAUGAUUCGACAACCAGGUUGAGAGGAUCAAAAGCUCAAGUAUAUAAGGUGGUCGUAAGAACUCCAAGACACACUGAACAAAAAUUGCCAGUCUUCUUUCCCGUCUCCAACGCGGUAAUCCGGGAUGAUUUCUUCUAUUUGGCUGCAGGAAAUUUCUGCAUGCUAGAAAGUCCCACACGAAGUUAAUG
This is a messenger RNA of Monascus purpureus, 903 nucleotides long. The record is from the annotation of a GenBank genome assembly. NCBI's taxonomy places the organism in Eukaryota, Fungi, Ascomycota, Eurotiomycetes, Eurotiales, Aspergillaceae.